GAGGGCGGCGGGUCAACUCGCACUCACGGAUGACGUGGCGAUCUUGACCCCAGACGACAUGGUGUGCGCGGGGCGGCUCCUCGCGGCAGGCCCCGACAUCGCAGCGGUCCGCUUCUCAGCGGCGCGCAGGCCCCCACCGCCGGGCAUCGCGCUGGAGGCGACCUACCGCUUCGGGCGGGCGCCCUCGGCGGCUCGCGAGGCUGCGUGGCUGGCGGCCGCCACCGCCGAGGCCGAUGCGGAGUUCGCUGGACGGCAUCCUGGCGUGGCGGCCCCAGCGGGAGGCACGCUCGUCCACAUUAGCGGUGGGCUUCUCCCUGCGGCUGGGCUGGCGGCGGGCGCUGCUGGGCCGCUGGUCGCGGGCCCCGCGGGCGGUGCCGCCCUCCCGGCGGCGGGGGCCGUGGUCGCUGCUGGACCCCCCCCGUCCGGGGCCCGCGCGGCGGCCAUCGUGGCCCCUGCCGCCGCAUUGGUCGCCCCCCCCCCCCCCCCCGUGGCCGCGGCCGCCGCCGCGCCCAUCGCCGCUGGGCCCUCCCCGCCGUCGGCGCUCCGCUGGGCCCGGCCUGGAAGGACGACGGCGGGCCCCCCCUCGGCCUUUGCCGGCGAGGCUCUGCAGGGCUGGGCCUGGGUGGUCGCAGAGGACGUCGGCACCUUCAGCUUCGGAACCGUCGUGCAGGCGGCCCCCAUGUCUGGCGUCGUUCCGUCGGCGCACUGCGGACGCCGAGUGGUGGUCAUCCUGGCGGGGGGCAUCGGCGGCAUGUCGUUCCUCCUCGAGGAAUGGCGUCGCGCCGACUUCGUCAACCGCUGGCGGGGCUCGGGCGCCAGGAUGCUGGCGAGGAUGCCUGGGCCCACGGCGCCGCGCAGUUGGCUCUCAGCCAUGGAGGUCGCCAAGGAGAUCGCUGACCCAGGCUUUACCUUCGUGCUCCGCCGGUCCACCGCCUGGUGUGUGUCCUGGCUGUUCGUGAGGGUGGACCAGUCCAGCAUCAUGAGGCGCGGAAGUCUCGCCAGCGUCGCACCUCCGACUUCGGCGUUCUCGAGGACAGUCUCCGCGAGGCGGCGCGAGCAGGACUCUAGCCAGCGGAAGCUUCCGAUGGAGGAGCUCGCCGCUUUCGUGGGCGGGGCAGGCGCGGCCAGCCAGCCAGGCAGCAUGAUGUGUCCUGUUCUCUUCGACGUGGUCGGCAUGGGGCUCGAGCGGGUCGGCCGCCUCGAGGAGAGCGCCCGCAAGUUGCGGGGGGAAGAGAAGGCCGCCUGCAGGGCCAAGGAUUUGGAUGGCAGGCUCGGCGGCGCGGGCGCGGAACGGCCGCGGGACAUCCGUCCGCCGCCGGCGCCGGCAGCUGCCGACUCUGGUGGCGGCGCGGGCGGCUUGCCUGGCGCGAGUACGGCGCGGCGGCGGUGCCUUGGUCGGAUCGCGGACUCCGUCUUGCGGCUGGGCCCCUCGCUGGGCGACCUCCAGUCUUUGCCGGCCCCCUGGGAGCUCCGGGCUACUCUGCCCUGCGACGGCUCGCUGUCGACCGGGGCGGAGGCGAUCGACGUUCUCCAGCUCUCGCUACCCCCGACUGGCAACGCGCCCGCGCGGCUGGGCCGCUCGCUGGGGCCCGAGGAUUUCCUCCGCGUCUUGCGCGACGAGCGAGGCCAUGCGCGACCUCUGGCGCUGCGCGGCUUCGUUGGCGAAGCUGCCCGACGCCGGGGUCAUCGACCUGGUGCCCUUCUCGGGGUGAUCGACGGGGUCGGCCUCUUCAGCGCUCCCAAGAAGAGUGGGGCGCAGCGCCUCGUCGUGGGCUCCGGGCACUCGGAAUUUUGGCUCGGCGCGCUUGCGGGCGUCCACUUGGCCGCAGGUGCCGCGCUGGCGGCGGUGGAGUUCCCUGGCGGCGCCGACCCGUGGGCGGUCUCGGCGGACGUCGCGGACGCCUCCCUCGACGUGGAGCUGCCGCUGGCCUGGCGGCCGCGCGCCGCCCUGCCGCCCAUUGACGAGUGGCGGCUGGGGCGCUCCGCGGGGCGGGGCCGGCGCCGGCCGAGAGCUAGGGUCGUGGGCCGCCAGAUCUGCCCAAACCUUCUGGUUGGGAGCCGCUUCGAGUACGUCGACGAGAUCGCCGCCCUCUCGCCGGGCGCCGCCUCCGCGCAGCAAUCCGAAGGGGCGACGCAGGCAAGCAGCUGCGGUCGAGUGGUCUCCCCCGUCCGCGAGGAGCUGGCGGCCCUCCAGGCGGCGCAGCUGCUCGGCCGCGGGAUCGAUUCCGGCGGCGGGGCCGCGGCCCCGGUGCCUCGCCAGGCUCCACGGCUGACCUUGGCCGCCCGGGCGCUGUUCGCGACGCCGAAGGUCUCGGCCCAGCAGGUGGGGCAGGUCGUCGGGCGCGGCGCCUUCCUCUUCAUGGCGGGGCGCCCGCUCCUGUCUGUCUUCUCGGCCGUCUACAGGUUCGUCGCGCAGGUCAACGAGGCGCCGCGGGCGUGGUGGCCCGGUGUCGGCCGUGAGCUGACGCGGGCCAUGGGAGUUGCGCCGCUAGCGUUAGAUCGGGGGCGCGUGGACCAAAUGUUCGAGCGAAAUCUUCACCGACAUGAGAUAUCUCUGGGGAACCUCAUCAGGCUCCACGAGCUGCAGCGGAAUCCCCAG
Prorocentrum cordatum is the source of this 2599-nucleotide messenger RNA. Lineage: Eukaryota; Dinophyceae; Prorocentrales; Prorocentraceae. The record is from the annotation of a GenBank genome assembly.